Molecule: messenger RNA, 645 nt
Organism: Trypanosoma grayi
Lineage: Eukaryota; Euglenozoa; Kinetoplastea; Trypanosomatida; Trypanosomatidae
Product: 60S ribosomal protein L10a
Exons: 1
Coding region: 1-645 (214 amino acids)
Biological process (GO): translation
Cellular component (GO): large ribosomal subunit
Molecular function (GO): structural constituent of ribosome; RNA binding
Source: RefSeq, a predicted model, not a curated record
AUGUCGAAGAUCCCCCCAGCGCAGCUCUCUGAGGCCAUCCAGGCCGUCCUCACCGCCCGCAAGGAGCGCAAGUUCAAGGAGAGCAUUGACCUGCAGGUGAACCUCAAGAACUACGACCCGCAGAAGGACAAGCGCUUCUCCGGCUCAGUGCGCCUUCCGCACGUCUGCCGCCCGCGCAUGACCGUCUGCCUGCUGUGCGACCUCGUGCACGAGGACGUCGCCAAGAAGAACAACGUGCCGACGAUGAACCAGGAGGAGCUGAAGAAGCUUAACAAGAACAAGAAGCUCGUUAAGAAGAUGUGCAACCAGUACGAUGCCUUCCUGUGCUCUGAGUCCAUCAUCAAGACGGUGCCGCGUCUGGUGGGCCCUCACAUGCAUCGUGUUGGCAAGUUCCCGACGGUGUGCGCGAUGAGCGAGAGCCUGCCGGAGAAGGUGGUUGAGCUGCAGUCGACGGUGAAGUUCCAGCUGAAGAAGGUACUCUGCCUCGGCACCUGCGUCGGCCACGUCGAUAUGAAUGAGGACCAGGUGCGGCAGAACACCGUCAUGGCGCUCAACUUCCUGGUGUCGCUCCUGAAGAAGAACUGGCAGAACCUCAAGUCGGCGUACAUCAAGUCAACGAUGGGGAAGCCGCAGCGCAUUUACUAA